Molecule: messenger RNA, 762 nt
Organism: Symbiodinium sp. CCMP2456
Lineage: Eukaryota; Dinophyceae; Suessiales; Symbiodiniaceae
Source: the annotation of a GenBank genome assembly
AUGGCGCGCCGCUACGAUUCGCGAACCACCACCUUUUCGCCCGAGGGCCGCUUAUACCAGGUCGAAUAUGCCAUGGAAGCCAUCAACUUAGCGGGUUCGACCGUCGGGGUCCUUGCAGAGGAUGGCGUGGUCCUUGCGGGAGAAAAGAAGACGACGUCGAAGCUCCUGGACCAAGCGAAACAGCACGAGAAGCUCUUCCAGCUGGACGAUGCGAUGUUCUGUGCAGUAGCAGGCAUUACUUCGGAUGCGAACAUCCUCAUCAACAGGCUCCGUCUGAGUGCACAGCAGCAUGCCUAUUCAUUCUCCGAGCCAAUGCCUGUAGAGCAGCUCGUCACGUCCAUCUGCGACUACAAACAGGGCUACACCCAGUUCGGUGGCCUGCGGCCGUUCGGAGUGUCCUUCCUCGUAGCUGGCUAUGAUGUCCACCACGGUUUCCAGCUGUACCACACCGACCCUUCAGGGAACUUCAGUGGUUGGAAGGGCUAUGCCAUAGGCUUGAACAACAACACCGCCAUGCAGAUCAUGCGGCAAGACUGGAAACCAGGAAUGAAGAUCCAGGAGGCCUUGGAGCUGACGGCAAAAGUGCUAGUCAAGACAAUGGACACGGCUUCGCCGACUGCCGAGAGGCUUGAAUUCGGAAUUGUGUACAAGACGCCAGAAGGCCAAGUGAAGUUCCGCAUGCUGAAGGACACUGAGAUCAACAAGCUGAUGGCCGAUGCCACACCAAAGGAAGGUGAGGAAGGUGCCGCCCCAGCCUCCUGA